AAAUAUAAUCCUCCGGUGCGUUUCUGCACGGUGGAAUAUUUAUGCAGCACCCGUCAGUUUGGGUUACACGUGUAUAGCAAUUGUUUUAUGUUCAUUGUGGAGGUAUUGCGAUAGUUAACCGCUGUCUCUGGGGCUUUUGUGACAGGCGGAAUUAUGGAGGUUCUUGGCGAGGAGUUUGGUGCUAUGACGCCGCAGCAGCUCGCCGCUCCGGUUAAUACGGUGGAGGAAAAGUGGAAACUUUUGCCAGCCUUCUUGAAGGUGAAAGGGUUGGUGAAACAACACAUUGACUCUUUUAACUACUUCAUUAAUGUAGAGAUAAAGAAGAUCAUGAAAGCCAAUGAAAAGAUAACCAGUGACGCUGAUCCCAUGUGGUAUUUAAAGUACCUGAACAUCUACGUGGGGAUGCCUGAUGUGGAGGAGAGCUUCAACGUCACCAGACCGGUGUGUCCACAUGAGUGCCGUCUGCGGGACAUGACCUACUCUGCCCCCAUCACGGUGGACAUAGAGUAUACACGAGGGACCCAGCGCAUCAUCCGCAACGCACUGCCAAUUGGAAGAAUGCCUAUCAUGUUGCGUAGCUCCAACUGUGUCUUGACGGGGAAGACGCCUGUCGAGUUCUCCAAGCUGAACGAAUGCCCUCUGGAUCCAGGAGGUUACUUCAUUGUUAAGGGCCAGGAGAAGGUCAUUCUCAUCCAGGAGCAGCUUUCUAAGAACAGGAUCAUUGUGGAGCAGGACCGGAAGGGGGCCGUUGGGGCCUCUGUGACCAGCUCCACCCACGAGAAGAAGAGCAGAACCAACAUGAUCGUCAAGCAGGGUCGGUUUUACCUGAGGCACAACACACUCUCUGAGGAUGCCCCAAUUGCCAUCAUUUUUAAGGCCAUGGGUGUGGAGAGUGACCAGGAGAUCGUGCAGAUGAUUGGCACUGAGGAGCAUGUGAUGGCUGCCUUUGCUCCAAGUCUGGAGGAAUGCCAGAAGGCCCAGAUCUUCACACAGACUCAGGCCCUGAGAUACAUUGGAAACAAAGUGCGCCGUCAGCGAAUGUGGGGGGGUCCAAAGAAGACCAAGAUGGAGGAAGCCAGGGAGUUGUUGGCAUCCACCAUUUUGACACACGUACCUGUAAAGGAAUUCAACUUCAGAGCGAAGUGUAUUUAUCUGGCGGUGAUGGUCCGGAGGGUGAUUUUGGCUCAAGGGGACAAUAAGGUGGAUGACCGAGAUUACUAUGGAAACAAACGUCUUGAGCUGGCCGGACAGCUGCUCUCACUACUCUUUGAAGACCUGUUCAAGAAAUUCAACUCGGAACUAAAGAAGAUCUCUGAUCAGAUCAUCCCCAAGCAGCGAGCUGCCCAGUUCGAUGUGGUUAAGCACAUGCGGCAGGACCAGAUCACCAACGGCAUGGUUAACGCUAUCUCGACUGGAAACUGGUCACUGAAGAGAUUCAAGAUGGACCGACAGGGAGUGACCCAGGUUUUAUCCCGUCUGUCCUUCAUCUCAGCUCUUGGCAUGAUGACUCGGAUCUCCUCACAGUUUGAGAAGACCAGGAAGGUCAGCGGGCCGCGCUCGCUGCAGCCCUCCCAAUGGGGCAUGUUGUGUCCCUCCGACACACCUGAAGGAGAGGCCUGUGGGCUGGUGAAAAACUUGGCCUUGAUGACUCACAUCACUACUGACAUGGAAGAUACACCCAUCAUCAAGCUGGCCUUCAACCUGGGCGUUGAGGACGUUAACCUGCUGUGUGGAGAGGAGCUGUCCUACCCCAGUGUCUUUCUCGUUUUCCUCAACGGUAACAUCCUGGGCGUGAUCCGAGAUCACCAGAAGCUGGUGAACACUUUUCGACUGAUGAGGAGGGCCGGGUUCAUUAACGAGUUCGUCUCCAUCUCCACCAACCUGACCGACCGCUGCGUGUACAUCUCAUCUGAUGGGGGGCGGCUAUGCAGGCCGUAUAUUAUUGUGAAAAAGGCCCAGCCAGCUGUGACCAACAAGCACAUCGAGGAACUUUCCCAAGGAUACAGGAAUUUUGAGGACUUCCUCCAUGAAAGCUUGGUGGAAUAUCUCGACGUGAACGAGGAAAAUGACUGCAGUAUAGCCCUUUACGAAUACAUGAUUACAAAGGACACCACGCAUCUAGAAAUUGAACCAUUUACUCUGCUGGGAGUGUGUGCUGGUCUGAUUCCCUACCCUCACCACAACCAGUCCCCCAGAAACACCUACCAGUGUGCUAUGGGCAAGCAAGCAAUGGGGACAAUUGGGUACAAUCAGCGGAACCGCAUUGACACGCUGAUGUACCUGCUGGCCUACCCUCAGAGGCCAAUGGUCAAGACCAAGACCAUCGAGCUGAUCGACUUUGAGAAGUUGCCCGCUGGCCAGAACGCUACUGUGGCGGUGAUGAGCUACAGCGGCUACGACAUUGAGGAUGCGCUGGUGCUGAACAAGGCCUCGCUGGACAGAGGGUUCGGCAGAUGCCUGGUCUACAAGAAUGCCAAGUGCACUCUGAAACGCUACACCAACCAGACUUUCGACAAGGUGAUGGGGCCCAUGCUGGAUGCUGCCACCCGCAAGCCCAUCUGGCGACACAGCAUCCUGGACGCCGACGGCAUCUGCUCCCCUGGUGAGAAGGUGGAGAACAAGCAGGUUCUGGUGAAUAAGUCCAUGCCCACUGUCACACAGACGCCCCUAGAGGGCGGUACCCAGCCGGGACAGCCGCAGUACAGGGAGGUCCCCGUCACGUACAAAGGCUCGACGGACUCCUACAUCGAGAAGGUGAUGAUCUCCUCCAACGCAGAAGACGCGUUCCUCAUUAAGAUCUUGCUGAGACAGACCAGGCGUCCGGAAAUCGGCGACAAGUUCAGCAGCAGACAUGGGCAGAAAGGUGUUUGUGGGUUAAUUGUCCCACAAGAGGACAUGCCCUUCUGUGACUCUGGAAUCUGCCCAGAUAUCAUCAUGAACCCCCAUGGCUAUCCCUCCCGUAUGACGGUGGGGAAACUGAUCGAGCUGCUCGCCGGCAAGGCGGGGGUCCUGGAUGGCCGGUUCCACUACGGUACGGCCUUUGGCGGCAGCAAGGUGAAGGACGUCUGCGAGGACCUCAUCCGUUACGGCUAUAACUACCAGGGGAAGGACUAUGUCACGUCGGGCAUCACCGGGGAGCCACUGGAGGCCUACAUCUACUUCGGCCCAGUUUAUUACCAGAAGCUUAAGCACAUGGUUCUGGACAAAAUGCACGCGAGGGCCCGUGGACCCAGGGCUGUUCUCACCAGGCAGCCCACUGAGGGGCGCUCUAGGGAUGGCGGCCUCCGUCUGGGGGAGAUGGAGAGGGACUGUCUGAUUGGUUAUGGGGCCAGCAUGUUGUUGCUGGAGCGGCUCAUGAUUUCCAGCGACGCAUUCGAGGUAGACGUCUGUGGACAGUGCGGCCUGCUGGGAUAUUCCGGCUGGUGUCACUACUGCCGCUCCUCGUGCCACGUGUCCUCGCUGCACAUCCCAUACGCCUGCAAGCUGCUCUUCCAGGAGCUGCAGUCCAUGAACAUCGUGCCACGUCUCAAGCUGUCCCGCUACAAUGAGUGAGGGGAGGGG
Messenger RNA from Paramormyrops kingsleyae, 3561 nucleotides. It is a transcript of the gene polr3b, whose product is annotated as polymerase (RNA) III (DNA directed) polypeptide B. Gene Ontology annotation, biological process: DNA-templated transcription. Gene Ontology annotation, molecular function: DNA binding; DNA-directed RNA polymerase activity; ribonucleoside binding. Lineage: Eukaryota; Metazoa; Chordata; Actinopteri; Osteoglossiformes; Mormyridae. The record is from RefSeq and is a predicted model, not a curated record.